GUACCUAACUGUCUUAUCUACACUUUUCAUUUUAACAGAACCUUAUAAAUGUCAGAAUGAGCGGCCUGGAAGUAGCGGGUAUUGUUCUUGGCGCCUUUCCGUUACUCAUAAGCGGCAUCGAGCACUGGCGUGAUGUUGCGAAAGUCGGCGGCUUUUACUGGCGGAUACGUAAGGAAUAUACCAAAUGCCAGCGCGAUAUCCAGUUCCAUGAAAUCGUAUAUAAGAACAACCUCAAAGAGCUCUUGUUUCCACUCCUUCACGAUGUCGAUGAAGUUGGGAAGCUCAUCGCAAAUCCGGGGGGUCUAAAGUGGAGUGAUAAGGCGUUACAAAAGCAACUAGAACGCAGGUUGAAAGAGUCAUACCAGUUGUAUCUGGACACCAUGGCUGAAAUGAAUGAGAUUGCCGAAGAGCUAAAGAAAGAGUUAUGUUUUGGAGAGAAGAAUGUACAGGAUAAGCUCUCACUACCAGAAACAAAACGACGGAGCGUCAACCGGUCGCCAAGCCCUCAACAGGGCGCAAGACCUUCGAAAAUUUCCACUGCAAAGGGCAAGAUGGAUUACGAAUUCUUCAGAAUGAAGUUUAGCGUUGGGGAAAGGAUCAGGGAUGAGCUAUUUGGUCAGCUAAAAGAAUGCAAUGAGCGCCUGGAGAAGCUAUUGAACUCUAGCGAUAGAGUCUCUGCACUCCAAGAUGUCGCACCUGGAGCUACCAAAAAAGCUUCUGAGCUGGAGUCGGCUUUCAAAAGGAUUUCCAAGAAAUCAAACCUGCUGUUUCAGGCGCUGCAGAAUGCGUGGCAGUGCUCAUGCCAGCAAUACCACUUCGCGAACUUGAGACUUGAGCAUCGAACAUUGGCCGAAGCAUGUUUCGAGAUCGUCUUC
Messenger RNA from Bipolaris maydis ATCC 48331, 875 nucleotides. RefSeq lists its product as uncharacterized. The record is from RefSeq and is a predicted model, not a curated record. NCBI's taxonomy places the organism in Eukaryota, Fungi, Ascomycota, Dothideomycetes, Pleosporales, Pleosporaceae.